Molecule: messenger RNA, 453 nt
Organism: Hibiscus syriacus
Lineage: Eukaryota; Viridiplantae; Streptophyta; Magnoliopsida; Malvales; Malvaceae
Product: FK506-binding protein 3-like
Exons: 1
Coding region: 1-453 (150 amino acids)
Source: RefSeq, a predicted model, not a curated record
AUGGACCCUGGAUGGUGGUCCAAUUUCACCAAGAAUCAGGGAAAGAAUAAGCGUGAGAACCAGACAGAGAACAGGUUAGAAAUCUUGAACCAUGGAAACCCAGAGACCAAUAACGAGGAAGAAGAACAAAACGAACAAGAACAAAGAAUGGUGGAGGAAACAUUCAAAACAGAGAAAAAACACCAAGAAAGAAACUUUCUACAGGACUGGGUGGAGGAAAACAACCUAUCAAAAGAUAAGGAGAAUAGCAAGAGCAACUCAAAGAAUAACAGGGGAAAAGAAGGGUGCUCAAAACACUUUGAAACUAAGAAUAAAUCUAAGACAACAACAACCAACGGAAUAGAGGAACGUGUUAAGGGCAUGAAUAAGACGAGCCAGAAUGAAACGCUUAGUAGCAAUCCUACUGCAAAAAUGCUAGGUAAACAGAAGGUCAACGAAUUGGUGGAAAAAUGA